AUGAUUGCACCGAACGCCGCACCCCCCGACACGACCAUCGAGAGCCUCCUCGCGAGGAACGAGGAAUGGGCUUCGGGCAUCGACAGGAUCCACCCGCGAGCAUUCCACCACAUGGCCAAGACGCAACGCCCCGAGGUCCUCUGGAUAGGCUGCGCGGACUCGCGCGUGCCCGAGUCCGUGAUCACGGCUUCCGUGCCCGGGGACAUACUCGUCCACCGCAACAUUGCAAACCAAUUCGCCGCUGAUGACGCCAACGGGGCCUCCGUCGUCCAGUACGCCGUGGAGGACCUUGGUGUGACGCACGUCCUCGUCGUCGGGCACACGCAAUGCGGAGGCGUGCACACCGCUCUCGAGGUCGCAGGCGGAGCUCACCGCCCUGGGGGCGCCCUCGGCGACUGGAUGAGCCACCUCCUCCACCUCGCAAAGCGCCACCCGGACGUCACGGCGCUCACGGAGGCGAACGUCAUCAGCACUGUGGACCGCGUCAAAAACUACAUCGACAACAUGAAGUUCGAGGGUGCUUACGACUACAGGUCGGUUGCGGUCGUGGGGAUGAUCUACGAGCUUGAGACGGGAGGCUCAGGGAGAUUGUGCGGAAGGACGCUCUGCCCUCUCUGCACGACGCAGGGUCGGAUGAUGACGAGGCCGAUGAAACCACGGCGUACGACAACGGGCCAUACGAAGAGGGGCGUAUGA
Molecule: messenger RNA, 696 nt
Organism: Fomitopsis serialis
Lineage: Eukaryota; Fungi; Basidiomycota; Agaricomycetes; Polyporales; Fomitopsidaceae
Product: carbonic anhydrase
Exons: 3
Coding region: 1-696 (231 amino acids)
Biological process (GO): cellular response to carbon dioxide; cellular response to oxidative stress; carbon utilization
Molecular function (GO): carbonate dehydratase activity; zinc ion binding
Source: RefSeq, a predicted model, not a curated record